CGUCCUGCUCUGUCUGGGAGGCCACUGCCCUGCCUUUGGGCUCCGGGCGGCCAGGUGCUGAGGGAGGUGAGGGGAGCAGCCCCCGGCCUCGACAGUGCCAGUGCCGAGCCGGCUUGGGGCAGGGCUGAAUGCGCCAGCGGCGGCGGCCACCCAGAGUGAGGCUGCUGGGGAGAGAAUCUGUUUCACCUCCGCGUUCCAGGGGCUGAGUUUUCCUGAAGAGGACGAGGUCUGCUGCCCAAAGGCUUGCGGGCACGAGAUGAUGUGGGAGCCCGCCCGUCAUGUCCAGGUGAGGCCCAGGAGCUCGGUGCUGAACAUGCUCAGGAGGCUGGACAGGAUCAGGUUCAGAGGCCCCAAGAGAGAGGACUGCCUGGACCUCGCGGAGUCGCCCAAUGCCUCGGACACCGAGUGCGCCGACGAGCUGCCCCUGAAGAUACCUCGGACCUCGCCCCGCGACAGCGAGGAGCUCAGGGACCCUGCUGGUCCAGGGACCCUCAUCAUGGCCACAGGCCCCCAGGACUUCAACCGCACAGAGUUCGAUCGGCUGAACGAGAUCAAGGGCCACCUGGAAAUCGCCUUACUGGAGAAGCACUUCCUGCAGGAGGAGCUCCGGAAGCUACGGGAGGAGACCAACUCGGAGAUGCUGAGGCAGGAGCUGGACCGGGAGCGGCAGCGGCGGAUGGAGCUGGAGCAGAAGAUGCAGGAGGUGCUGAAGGCCAGAGUCGAGGAGCAGACGGCGCAGGCCCAGCCGCCGCCGAGAGGGCAGAGCCAAGCCAGCAAUGGAGCAGACCGCCGCGGCCAGGGGCUGUGCUCCCGCGUACAGAAGUGGUUCUACGACAGAUUCGGGGAGUACCUGGAGGAUUUCCGCUUUCAGCCCGAGGAGAACACGGUGGAGACCGAGGAGCCCCUCAGUGCCCGCAGGUUAACGGAGAACAUGAGGCGGCUGAAGCGCGGGGCCAAGCCUGUCACUAACUUCGUGAGGAACCUUUCCGCCUUAUCCGACUGGUACUCCGUCUACACCUCCGCCAUCGCCUUCACGGUGUACGUGAACGCUGUGUGGCACGGCUGGGCCAUUCCCAUGUUUCUGUUUCUGGCAAUUCUGAGGCUGUCUCUCAAUUACCUCAUCUCCAAGGGCUGGCGGAUACAGUGGAGCAUUGUGCCAGAAGUGUCCGAAGCCGUGGAACCUCCAAAGGAAGACCUGACCGUGUCCGAGAAGUUCCAGCUGGUGCUGGAUGUCGCCCAGAAAGCCCAGAACCUCUUUGGCAAGAUGGCGGACAUCCUGGAAAAGAUCAAGAACCUGUUCAUGUGGGUGCAGCCUGAGACCACGCAGAAGCUGUACAUCGCGCUGUGGGCCGCCUUCCUGGCCUCCUGCUUCUUCCCCUACCGCCUGGUGGGGCUCACCGUGGGGCUCUACGCAGGCAUCAAGUUCUUCCUCAUCGAUUUCAUCUUCAAGCGCUGCCCGCGGCUGCGAGCCAAGUACGACACGCCCUACAUCAUCUGGAGGAGCCUCCCCACCGACCCCCAGCUGAAGGAGCGCGCGGGGGCGUCCGUGUCGAGAAGGCUGCAGACGGCUGCUUCACGGAGCUACGUCUCCAGUGCACCUGCCGGCCUGAGCAAGGAUGACGACACCGGUCGCUUCCACAGCUCCAAGAAGGGCAAUUUCCACGAAAUCUUCAACCUGACGGAAAACGAGCGUCCGCUGGCAGUGUGUGAGAACGGCUGGCGCUGCUGCCUGAUAAACCGAGACCGGAAGAUGCCCACGGACUACAUCAGGAACGGGGUGCUGUACGUGACGGAGAACUACUUAUGCUUCGAAAGCUCCAAAUCCGGGUCUUCAAAGAGGAACAAAGUCAUCAAGCUGGCAGACAUCACAGACAUCCAGAAGUACAAGGUCCUGUCUGUCCUCCCAGGCUCAGGCAUGGGUAUUGCCGUGUCCACACCGUCCACCCAGAAACCGCUGGUGUUUGGUGCCAUGGUGCACAGAGAUGAGGCCUUCGAGACCAUUUUCAGCCAGUAUUUGAAGAUCACAUCUGCAGCAGCCUCGGGCGGAGACAGCUAGUACCGACCCCUGGAGGCCGCCGGCACUUUCUAACACGGUUGUGGGACAGAGUGGCCCUCCUCGUGACCUUUUGCAAUAAUCCCCUACCUGGUGGUUUCUGUUGGGUUGGCCGCAUUUGCAGAGCCCAUCGCCCCUGGCUGGGGCCCAUGAGGAGGAGCCACUGCCCCUGGCAGGCACAGGUGGCGCUCAGUGGACAUGGCUGGGCAGAGGGUCUGCAGGGUUCAUCAGAAGGAUGACAUGUGAGGCCUCGCUGACCGGGCCUGCUAAGCAUAGCGCCUCGUUCUCUGGUCCACCUGGGUACUGACUGGCACCGGCCACCCGGGAGGCUCUCACGACCCCGCGACCCCUGCUUAGCAGAGGUCUGAAGCUUCCCACCAAAGCCAUCACCGAGUGCGUCCAUGUCCCCUCCCGCUGGGGGCAGGAAGGAGUGGCCCUGGGCCCCCGCACCAGCUGCCCAGAAGUGGCCAGGGGCUCUCCCUCGAGCUGACCUGCAGCUGCGCUUGUCCUUGGAGCUCCAGAGCCCAGCCCAGGGACAGGGCUGUGGUCGUGGGAGCAGUGAGCCUGGGCGUCUGGGGGCCGCCCCAUCACUGCCAUGGCCUGUGCUUGGUGACAGGAAGGGUAGAGUGGCCUGAGGGUGAAGCACAGCUCCCUAACACUGCUCCCCGGAGGGGCCCUGGAGGGCGUCCGGAGGGCUUCGGGGUGCUGAGCUGUGGCUGCCGUCAGGAGAAAAUCAACAGUCAGGCCAGACUUGGCCUCCGGGCCGCAGCCACACAGGUAGGCACAGGCUGGGGUGGCCGGGGUGGCCAGGGCUUUGUGGCCCAUAGAGGCCCAGGCUGCAGGUGCCCUCUCUGCCUGUGGGGCCGUCAGGGGCCCCUGGGAGGACCGUCUUCCAUAGCGGGUGGCUGUGAGCACAUCCCGACGUGGGGCAGGGCCGCCCUGCGCCCGCGACGCUGGACAGUAUCAGUGCGUGGCCCAGCACAAAGCCCCCUAGGCCGCCCCCGCGGGCGGCGCACACUGGCUUGGACGAACUCCUGCUCUGGUAGAGGCGGCUGCGGGUGUGUCUCCCAGGCUUGGUCUACCCCGGGGCGUGGUCUGCACGUGGAUUUGAAAUGAAAAGCAGCCGACAUCGAGUCCUGGGACAGGCUGGCCUCCGAAGGCUGCGGCCACAGGCAGUCUGCACGCCUUCCAAGCGGUCUCCAGUUCGUCAGCUUGUCCCGGGUCUUUCAGGUGUCACUGAGAUUGUUUUUUGGAGAAACAGAUUAUAUUUUUUACAGAGAGCAAGCUGUUUUUCUUAUUUUUGUAUCAUUUUUCAAAUGUAUUUUUACCUUUGCUCUGAAUUCUCCUUGGCAGGCUUGGGAGUGAGACUGGGGUGUGGGCUGGUGACCCCCUCCCUGGGGGCCGCAGGGUCGCACCUGGUGCGGGGACAGGGCACAGCCAGCCCGGUCAGGCGCACAGGCCACUCCAGGCUGCCACCGUUCCAAGCAGAGCCCCUGGCGUGGCUCAGCCUGGUAGUAGACCCACUGUCAAGUGCACAGGGCUGGGCAGGACCCAGGAGGACCCCGAGGGGAGGCUGUGUGGGUGAUGCCCAUGAGUGAUGGUCAGACCUCUCCCCUGGCCCUGGCGGUGCCCAGGGCGGGUGCUGGGAACGUGUGCUCAGGGAGCACUUCCUGCAACACACGGUGAAGCUGUCCGCAAGCACCCCGGGGAGCGCCUGGGCGGACGGGGCUUCUUCAGGCCGCCUGUUUCAGUUUGAGUCCCUUUCUCAGAGAAGGGCGAUGAAGACUGGCCACGGCCUGCUGGGCACAGCCACCCAGUGUGGGGAGGCUGGCGUCACCCCAAGUUGCACAGGCAGGCGGUAGCAGGUCCUGCUGUGGAGCCUGGGGGCCCUGCACAGGUCUUGCGCCUGUCAGAGACUGCCGUUCUGUGGAGGUGUAAAUCUGGGCAGGUAUUUAAUUUCUAUGACUAAUCACUGAACUAGAACGAAUGUUAAAUUUUGUAUGUCUGAAGCUUGAGUCUAUUUUGGAUCUGUACAUAAUCGUUCCUGGUGUUAACUUUUGUUCAGCAAAAGGAUUGUACUGUAUGGAGAACUGAUGAAAAAACCCUUGUCACAUUUUUUAAGAAAACCUUGUUUAAAAAAAAAAAAAAGUCUUGUAUAAAUUAUAAUUUUUAUUUAAAUAAACCUAAAAUGCUUUGUGCUAAGGCU
Chinchilla lanigera (long-tailed chinchilla) is the source of this 4259-nucleotide messenger RNA. RefSeq names its product GRAM domain containing 4 (gene Gramd4). NCBI's taxonomy places the organism in Eukaryota, Metazoa, Chordata, Mammalia, Rodentia, Chinchillidae. The transcript is spliced from 19 exons. The record is from RefSeq and is a predicted model, not a curated record. The coding region runs from base 257 to 2056 and encodes 599 amino acids. Gene Ontology annotation, biological process: negative regulation of toll-like receptor 9 signaling pathway; apoptotic process.